Molecule: messenger RNA, 2285 nt
Organism: Teleopsis dalmanni
Lineage: Eukaryota; Metazoa; Arthropoda; Insecta; Diptera; Diopsidae
Product: facilitated trehalose transporter Tret1-2 homolog
Exons: 6
Coding region: 457-1962 (501 amino acids)
Biological process (GO): transmembrane transport; carbohydrate transport
Cellular component (GO): membrane
Molecular function (GO): sugar transmembrane transporter activity
Source: RefSeq, a predicted model, not a curated record
UCCUAAAAGAUCGUGGCAAACAGUCGGCUGAAGUUUAAAGGAAGAGAAAAAUUAACAAUUACAGAAAAUAAAUAGUAUAGACAUUUAGUAUUUUUUAAAUAUUAAAACAGUUUCAUAAUAAUAAUAAAUUAAAAGCAAAUCGAGUAAAUAACUCUAACAACUAUAAAGAAUCGCCGACAAAUCGGUUCGAACUGACGGCGGCCACUUCAGAGCGAUAUUUAAAGAGUCAGACCGAAAGUUUGUCUGUUUAUUUGUCCGCCUGCGUCUCGUGAGAGGAAGCAACAAUUGUGAUAAAAAAGAACCAAAGCAAUAAUAAAUUUAUAAAUAAGCAAUAUUUUCUAUUUAUAAAAUAUUUAUGCUGUAUAGUAUGUUUAUGUAAUAAGUUUGAACUUCAAGUCGACAAGAUCAGAUCUAUAUAUAAUAAUCAUAAAUACAUAUACAGCCAAUAGACCACAAAUGGAUUCAGACAAAGUCGUGCGCGUCAUGGCACGUUGGUGGCAGACCGUCAACCAAGAGGAAAAUGAACACAAUUCACACAAUUCAGUCCUGUAUGAUCCACUUAAUGAUAAUGUGGUUCGCAACUCAAAAACCAUGCAAUAUUUUGCUGCUUCAGUGAUUUGUCUUGGCGCUGUUGCAGCAGGUACUGCGUUGGCAUGGACAUCACCAGUAUUACCACAAAUUAGCAUUGAUCCCACUGCAGAAAACAUUACUAAUAUUAAUGCAACAACAACAUCUCUGCUAUUGACAGUGGAUCAACAGACUUGGGUCAGUUCGUUGUUGGCAAUCGGAGCUUUUCUAGGAGCACUUCCAACUGGUUAUAUAGCCGAUGCUAUCGGACGUCGUUAUACAGCAAUGGUGAUGGACAUACCAUUUAUAUUAGCAUGGAUUGCUAUUAUUUUCGCCAAAUCCGCGGGAUUGCUAUAUUUUGGACGCUUCAUGAUUGGUGUAUCAACCGGAAGUUUUUGUGUCGUUGCCCCCAUGUACAUUUCCGAAAUUGCGGAGAUUAGUAUUCGCGGAAGCUUAGGUACAUUAUUUCAAUUGCUCUUAACAGUAGGCAUUCUGCUGGUUUAUGUAAUUGGAGCAUAUGUUUCUUGGACAACUCUUAGUACAUUCUGUUUGUUCGUACCGAUUGCGCUAUUUAUAGGCAUGAUCUUUUUACCAGAGACACCCACAUACUUACUGAAGAAGGGUCGACGCGGAGAUGCUGCUUUAGCUCUUAAAUGGCUCUGGGGGCGCUACUGUGAUUCACGCUCUGCAAUACAAACACUGCAAAAUGAUAUUGACCAAUCUGGUGGCAAAGCGUCAUUAAUGGAUUUAUUUACAAAUCGUGCUGCUUUUAAGGGACUCGUAAUCUCCAUGUUACUAAUGUUCUUUCAGCAAUUCUCAGGAAUAAAUGCAGUAAUAUUUUACACAGUACCUAUUUUCAAAUCAGCUGGUAGCACUUUGGAUCCAUUCAUAUGUUCGAUCAUUGUUGGCGUUGUACAAGUUGUGAUGACUCUGACUUCAUCAUUUCUGAUUGAGCGUGCUGGACGUAAAAUGCUGUUAAUCUUUAGUAGCACAGUGAUGACAAUUAGUUUGGCUAUUUUGGGUGCAUAUUUCAAUAUGAAGGAAGGUGGAAAGGAUGUGUCUUCAAUUGGUUGGCUACCAUUGCUAUGUAUGGCUAUGUUCAUGAUAACGUUUGCUGUCGGCUACGGACCUAUACCAUGGCUUAUGAUGGGCGAGCUGUUUACACCCGAUCUCAAAGCCACUGCAGUCAGUUUAACUGUAAUGGUAAACUGGUUUUCGGUUUUCGUGGUUACUAAAAGUUUCGGAUCAAUGAUCGUUUCAUUGGGUUCUGACUUUACAUUUUGGUUCUUUGCGGUAUGUAUGUUUAUCGCAACCAUAUAUGUGGCUUUGAUGGUGCUGGAAACAAAAGGCAAGAGCUCAGCACAGAUACAAUUGUGGUUGAAUGGAGAUAGAUAAAUGUCGCGUAUGUUGAGAAAAGGUUUUCUUUUACAAUAGAUUUAAGGAUGAUUCAAGUAAAAUGUAAAUAGGAGAAGCUAUAACCAAAGCAUAUGUAGAAUUUUUCAGGCUUAUGAGUGCAAUUGAAGCUUGAAGAGAUUAGUGAAUUAUAAAUUUUGAAUUAAAACGAAUUUUCCUUUAUUUAAUUUAUUAUUAUACUCGUCCUACUUUAAGGCAUUAGUUGAUCUUGAAGCGAUUUCAUACGAAAGGUGCAAAUUCUAUUAAAUAUUUUAAUUUAGAAAAAUUAUAUUUAAGUAAUUAGGUAUAAAAUUGCAAGAUUUCUU